UGGUCAUUUCCACAACUGCAGUUACCCCUUUAACUUCCAUUUCCGCGCACUCUCGUCAUCGUGGCGCCGCAGUCUUAUCCAGUACCCAUCUUCUCCAUAAAAGCUCUCUGAUCCUCUUUCCCCCCACCACAAUCCCUUUCAAUUCCCUCACACGAACCCUAGCGAUCGUCGGAGAUGGGAGGAGGUUCCUCCAAAUGUCCCGGAGGUUUCAGCGGCGAUUUCGACAGCGAUAGUGGCAGCCAGCUCUAUGUCUCCCUCAAGAUAGAGAAUUUGAAAAUUAGAGAUGACCUAAUCCCCCAUGUAUUCGGCUCCAUUCCCAUCGUCGGCUCCUGGGAUUCCUCACGAUCGCUGUCCAUGGAGCGGGAAUCCGCGUUGACGUGGGAGUUGAGCUUCGUUGUGCCGCCGAACCAUGGAACACUGGUUUUCAAGUUCUUGUUGAAAUCCAAGGAGAUGGAGAGUAUGUACGUAGUGGAGGAAGGGGAAGAUAGGUUGCUCACUGGUGGGAAGUUGGAGGGUGGAGCUAGAGCGGCGGUGUUCAGGCUUCCUGGAUGUUGUGAUGAGGAGCUGCUAGAGUAUAAGGUGUUUGUGAUUGCUGACAUUGUUUCGCCGUUUGAUCUGGCGGCGAGCUGGAGGGCUUACAAGGAGAAUCUCAGGCCUUCUACUGUCCGGGGGGUUCCUGACAUCUGCAUCAAUGCGGCUCCCGAAGGAGGAUCAGAGAAUGUUUCAGCAGCCAGUCUGGAGCUUGACUUAGAACGCUAUGUUGUUCCUUCACCAACCUGUUCAACUACUGAUGUUUAUGCAGCUAAUUUGACUGAGGCUCCAAGAUCACUGGCUCAUAAUAGUGUAUUCACCAAAUGCGAUGCCUCCGGUGGUUCUCCUAAGUCAAGCGAAGUGGAAUUCCAUACGGCUAAUCAUAUUGCUUCUGAGAAAGUUUUUACUGACAUAGGGAAUUUGCUGAAUCCUUCAAAAGUUUCUCUAAAUUCUGUUAUGGCUAAUAAAGGGUCAGAUGGUAUGUUUUCUCCUUUGGUAAAGCAAGGCGGUCAAAGGGCACACUCUGUAGAUUGUGGUUUUGGCUCUCCUAGGUUUAUUAAAUCAGCCACUGCAAAUGGCUUCUUAAGUGAUCUAAAGUAUUCGGAAGCGAAGGCAAUGCCAGCAGCAGCAGGAGCGGUUGCUGCAGCAGCUGUUGCUGAUCAGAUGCAGGGGCCAAAAGAAGAUCAAUGUCUGGCAAUUGUUCUGGUUGGCCUGCCAGCUCGAGGAAAGACUUUUACGGCCGUCAAACUUACAAGAUAUCUGCGAUGGUUAGGUCAUGAAACCAAACAUUUCAAUGUUGGCAAGUAUCGUCGUCUGAAGCAUGGAGUGAAUCAGGCUGCUGAAUUUUUUCGAGGGGACAAUCCAGAAGGUGUGGAAGCACGCAAUGAGGUUGCAGCCUUAGCAAUGGAUGAUAUGAUAUCUUGGAUGCAGGAAGGUGGUCAGGUUGGUAUAUUUGAUGCCACCAAUAGCACCAAACGACGAAGAAAUAUGAUAAUGAAAAUGGCCGAAGGAAAAUGCAAGAUUAUAUUUUUGGAGACAAUUUGUAAUGAUGAACGCAUAAUUGAAAGAAAUAUUCGUCUAAAAAUCCAACAAAGCCCUGAUUAUGAAGAAGAGACUGAUUUUGAAGCUGGAAUACGGGACUUCAAGGAACGACUAGCCAAUUAUGAAAAGGUCUAUGAACCUGUAGAAGAAGGUUGCUAUGUAAAGAUGAUAGACAAAGUCAGCGGAAAUGGUGGGCAGAUACAAGUGAACAAUAUCAGUGGAUAUCUUCCUGGUCGGAUUGUCUUCUUCUUGGUGAAUACUCAUCUUACACCCCGCCCUAUUCUGCUAACUCGACAUGGUGAAAGCCAAGAUAAUGUUAGAGGAAGAAUUGGCGGUGAUGCAAUUUUGAGUGAAGCAGGGGAGGUUUACUCAGGAAAACUUGCCAACUUUAUAAAUAAACGACUGCAAUCGGAAAAGACGGUUUCUAUAUGGACAAGCACACUUCAGCGAACAAUAUUAACAGCCACUCCAAUUGUUGGAUUUCCCAAGAUACAAUGGCGUGCUCUUGAAGAGAUAAAUGCUGGGGCAUGUGAUGGAAUGACUUAUGAAGAGAUAAAAAGGAACAUGCCUGAUGAAUAUGAAUCUCGUCAGAAAGAUAAGCUGCGUUAUCGUUAUCCUCGUGGUGAAUCAUAUCUUGAUGUCAUACAAAGGCUCGAACCUGUAAUUAUUGAGCUUGAGAGACAGCGGGCACCUGUAGUGGUUAUCUCUCACCAGGCUGUGUUGAGAGCCUUAUAUGCCUACUUUGCAGACAGGCCUUUAAAGGAAAUCCCCCAAAUUGAGGUCCCACUUCAUACCAUAAUAGAGAUCCAGAUGGGAGUGACUGGUGUCCAAGAGAAACGAUACAAGCUUAUGGAUUGAGUUUUGCUUAGGAUAUAUACAUAACAGAUCAAGAAAUCUGUUAUUGCCUUUUCUGUUUGUGUGUAAAUGUUCAUGUUAGGUUGCACUUAUUUCACAAUCUUCUUCAUUUUCCUUACUCGUGUCAUUUGUUAACACUAGUAUUUUGUGACAACUCCUUGUGUAAAAAGUAUCUUCUUCUUCUUUUUCUAAUUAAGCAUAUAUAGUCUUGUUUUCAUUAUAA
Messenger RNA from Dendrobium catenatum, 2650 nucleotides. RefSeq names its product 6-phosphofructo-2-kinase/fructose-2,6-bisphosphatase. Gene Ontology annotation, cellular component: cytosol. The coding region runs from base 175 to 2430 and encodes 751 amino acids. NCBI's taxonomy places the organism in Eukaryota, Viridiplantae, Streptophyta, Magnoliopsida, Asparagales, Orchidaceae. The transcript is spliced from 23 exons. The record is from RefSeq and is a predicted model, not a curated record. Gene Ontology annotation, biological process: fructose 2,6-bisphosphate metabolic process; fructose metabolic process. Gene Ontology annotation, molecular function: fructose-2,6-bisphosphate 2-phosphatase activity; starch binding; ATP binding.